This is a messenger RNA of Erythranthe guttata (spotted monkey flower), 2085 nucleotides long. RefSeq names its product peptidyl-prolyl cis-trans isomerase FKBP62. The record is from RefSeq and is a predicted model, not a curated record. NCBI's taxonomy places the organism in Eukaryota, Viridiplantae, Streptophyta, Magnoliopsida, Lamiales, Phrymaceae. Gene Ontology annotation, molecular function: protein binding; peptidyl-prolyl cis-trans isomerase activity.
AACACUCUAGAGAAUUCCUCACGCUUUUUAUUAAUAAAUUCCACUCCUCACUCCUCCCUUUCCAUCUCAACACUGCAAAUUCUAGCUAAUCAAUCGUUUUGCUCUCGUUACUCAAAUCUACUUUCAAAUCUCAAUUCCUCUUAUUCUUCAGCAUUUUUUUUAGCUAAUUUUAGAAAUGGAGGACGAUUUCGAUAUGCCGGCGGCGGCGGAGGGAAUGGACGAGGAUAUGGAUCUGCCGGAGGGAAGCAACUUCAUGAAGGUGGGAGAUGAGAAGGAGAUCGGAUCGCAGGGUUUGAAGAAGAAGCUUGUUAAGGAAGGUGAAGGCUGGGACACUCCCGACAAUGGCGAUGAAGUUGCUGUUCAUUAUACUGGUACGCUGGUUGAUGGAACCAAGUUCGACUCGAGCCGUGACAGGGGAGAGCCAUUCACGUUCACUCUUGGCCAAGGACAAGUUAUCAAAGGAUGGGACCUAGGUAUCAAAACUAUGAAGAAGGGAGAAAACGCCAUAUUCACCAUACCAGCAGAGUUGGCAUAUGGUGAAUCUGGUUCUCCUCCCACCAUUCCUCCAAAUGCUACUCUGCAGUUUGAUGUCGAGUUACUGUCGUGGGUCAGUGUGAAGGAUAUCUGCAAAGAUGGUGGAAUAUUCAAAAAGAUUCUCAAAGAGGGAGAAAAAUGGGAGAAUCCCAAAGACCCUGAUGAAGUGUUUGUUAAAUAUGAAGUGAAAUUGGACGAUGGAACUGUUGUUUCCAAAUCGGAUGGCGUUGAAUUCACAGUUGAAGAAGGUCAUUUUUGUCCGGCUCUUUCCAAGGCUGUGAAAACAAUGAAGAAAGGCGAAGCGGUCCUCCUCACAGUCAAACCACAAUAUGGGUUUGGUGAAAAAGGCAAGCCCGCCUCUGAUGGUGACGGAGCUGUUCCACCCAACGCUACAUUGAAUAUCACUCUAGAGUUGGUGUCGUGGAAAACAGUUUCCAAUGUCACAGAUGACAAGAAAGUAGUGAAGAAGAUUCUGAAAGAAGGAGAGGGAUAUGAGAAGCCGAAUGAAGGAGCUGUCGUUAAAUUGAAACUGAUUGGAAAGCUGCAGGAUGGUACUGUCUUUAUCAAGAAAGGUCAUGGUGAUGAUGAAAAUGAUCUUUUUGAAUUCAAAGUAGACGAAGAGCAAGUUAUUGAGGGGUUGGACAAGGCUGUGAUAGCAAUGAAGAAGGGAGAGGUGGCUCUCUUGAAAAUCGCCCCCGAGUAUGCAUUCGGUUCAUCCGAGUCGAAGCAAGAACUGGCUAUAGUUCCUCCAAACUCGACAGUGUACUAUGAGGCUGAGCUUGUCUCUUUUGUUAAGGACAAGGAAUCUUGGGACAUGAACACCGAGGAAAAAAUUGAAGCAGCUGGCAAGAAGAAGGAAGAAGGAAAUGCACUUUUUAAGGCUGGUAAAUAUCUGAGAGCCUCCAAGAGAUACGAGAAGGCUGCCAAGUUUAUCGAAUACGACACCUCUUUCAGCGAGGAGGAAAAGAAACAGUCCAAAGUGCUCAAGGUGACUUGCAACUUGAACAAUGCAGCUUGCAAGUUGAAACUGAAAGAAUAUAAGCAAGCCGAGAAGCUUUGCACCAAGGUGUUGGAGCUUGAGGGAACAAACGUGAAAGCCCUCUACAGAAGAGCUCAAGCAUACAUGAACAUGGCUGAUUUGGAUUUGGCUGAAUUUGAUAUUAAAAAGGCUCUUGAAAUAGAUCCCGACAACAGGGAUGUGAAGCUCGAAUACAAAGUUCUGAAGGAGAAGGUGAAGGAAAUCAAUAAGAAGGAUGCUAAGUUCUACGGGAACAUGUUUGCGAAAUUGACCAAGUUACAGACAUUUGAUUCCAACAACGCUACUCCUAAGGAGGUGGAGCCAAUGAGCAUUGACAGCAAGGCGUAAACUUGCAACCAUAUUCGGUUCUUAUAGAUCAGUGGAGCAAUAACUUUGUUUUCGUUUUUUUUUUUUUUUUUUUUGCGUCUUUUAUUUUUAAAAGAAAGAAAUGCAGUUUGAGUUCUCUUUGGAUGUGUGGUUAAGUGUAAGGUUUGAUUACAUGAAAAACUCAAAUAUGUGCUGAGUUGUCAUAA